This is a messenger RNA of Fusarium redolens, 1596 nucleotides long. RefSeq lists its product as uncharacterized. The transcript is spliced from 3 exons. The coding region runs from base 1 to 1596 and encodes 531 amino acids. NCBI's taxonomy places the organism in Eukaryota, Fungi, Ascomycota, Sordariomycetes, Hypocreales, Nectriaceae. The record is from RefSeq and is a predicted model, not a curated record.
AUGCCUUCCCCACCCAUUCGGUCAUGGUGGUCCUCGUCGGUUGAAUCUACACUGACAUGGCCGAGCCUCCGCCCCUACCAUCUCUUGGAGGCCCCUCUGACCUCGGUUAUUGACACGGACGACGAUUCCGAAUCUGUAAGGCUGAAUGCGGAUCCCUACUAUGCUUCAGUUCGUCUGCCAGUUCAUCUUCCCCCUCCCCGUGGGGCACUCGAUGAUCGAACCGAAAUGACGCAGCUUCUCGAACGGUUCAUCAAGUACAUUCACGCCAAGCAGCCCCUGGUCGACCCCGGACUUCUCUACAACCAGAUCUCGGUAGCGGAGGAGGAAGGGCUUGGCUGGGAUGCCCCCACAUGUCUGCUGGUAACUACUGCAAUCCCCAAGUGGCUCAGUGGCUGGAGUAUUUGCACGCCAUAUGACCACAGCAUGCUGGAGGAGUACUCGAAGCCGUCAAUAGACACGGAACAGUACCUGCGCAGCCGCGAGUACUUCGAUGCCGGCCUCAAAAGGCUUGGUUUCAUUAUGGGCCAUGCCAGCAUCGUCGGUGCACAGUGUUUCUUCCUGACUGCUGGUUACUACAUAACAACGUUCAGGCCACUCGCCUCAUGGAGAUGCUUGAACAACGCGAGUCUCAUGUGCAAAGAUGUAUUGACCAAGACCCUAGGUGAGUCAACUAUGAUUCAGGCGGUUCUGGGGAACACGAAUAAAAAGCCAGAUAAUGCACAUCGUAAAGUCUUCUGGAGUUGUCUCAAGACAGAGAGAGAAGUCGCCUCUGAACUGGGGCUUGAAAUUGCAAACGCUCAGCUGAUUCAGUAUGAGAACAUGUCAUCGCUUCUGCCAGAUCUAGAACCUUCAUGGUCAUCCUCUUCCGGCAUAGGUGGUGGUUCUGAUUCAUCGGCUGCACAACACGAGCAGAGCUGGAUGUACUACUUGACGGACAUUUCACUUCGGAAGUUGGAAAUCCGAAUCGAAUCAUUUUUCGCCACUCAACAGGCAGAGCAACACCAACCAGUCAACGAGGGUCGCGAGUCAUUCUACCGGGACAUUCUUAACACCCUGGCGGAUUUAGAUAAUCAGAUCAUGGUACAUUUCGCUAAUCUCCCGGCUUCCAUUACUAUUGAGACGGACGAGUCCGGCCAUUCCCCCGAUGACCUGCGAGAAUAUUUAAGGCUCCGAAUGAUCAUCAUUCGCCACACACUGAGUAGGCCUGCCCUCCACUUCAUUCUUCAUGGAGACCUCGACGGACUAUCCAUGUCACUACGAGCCCAGGCGACCGAGCUUGCAAAUAGAGCUCUCCAGAUCGACAGAUACCUUGUAACCCAUGGACUAACUACACAUCGCCAUCCCGGAACCUGGCUUGGUAUUCGCUACUGUACAUGUGCGGCUUUGGAGAUGAUAGCCACAGCAAAGAGUGGUAUACCGGGUCUAGACUGCCUUCCGGUCUGGGAACCCGGCAUGCAGAAAUUCAAGACUGCACUUGCGUAUUGGGGUGCUGAGAGUGCAGAUGCCAGGAUGUAUCUUGAGUGGAUUGUGCGCUUGGAAUCACCACCGUCUGAAACUGGAUAUGAGACUGGCGAUUCAACCAUGAAUGUUGGUUGA